AUGCACCUAUUCACCAUCGUCAACACAUUAGCCGAUUUGGCAAUGAUGUGGUUGUUGAUGUGUAAUGUUCGAGAUACAGAUCGUUCGCAUCCUUUGGCAACUUAUGUUACUUUUAUGGCUGCACCAUAUUACGCCAAAUUGUAUCCAAUGAUACAAAGAAGCACAACUUUUUCGAUCAAUCCGAUUUAUGAUCAACAUUAUAAGGAGAACUUCAACGCGUAUGAAUUGUGAGUUGAGACGAGGCUUCUUAAAAGUUAGGAUGCUUUUGGGAUAGUGAAACUUCCAAGAGGUUACAUAAACUUUUAUGAAACUCAGAUAUUUCAGGCUAGUUCAGGUUUUUCUGAAAAAAAAGUUUUACUGUAGCUUUACAGAUGCUUUGUCUCUUCAAAAUUCAAAAAGGUCCAAAUUUUUUUUAUCUAAAGUUAGAAGAACUCUUACAAGGAAAGUGUUUCAAAGUUCCCCCAGGAAAAUCUUUGAGUAUAUGCGGAAAUUGUCGUACCUAGUGGGGUUUGAAAAACUCCAGGGGGAAUUUGUAAGCGAAAAUUCAUUUCAUGAGUUACGGUAACUUUUUGAUGAUUUUUUCAAAAAACACGUCAUUUUCAAAAAAUCGGUAUUCAUCUCAAACUUGACGAAAAUGCUCGAUUAAAACAUGAUUCUGCAGCUUAAAACUUCAAUUUUAUGAUAAAAUUACGGAGGUAGCUCGAAAAAAUUUGAGGAUAGAAAAAACUUAAAAAAGUGAAAAUGCUGCAAUUUCACCCAUUAGAUAGAAUCUAUGUGCAACGAGAGUUAGAGUAUAUUGCGUUUUUUUUUGUUCGAAAUUUUUUCGAGCUAUAUUCGUAAUUUUAUCAUAAAAUUGAAGUGUUUAGCUCCAGAAUCAUGUUUUAAUCGAGCAUUUUCGUCAACUUUGAGAUGAAUACCGAUUUUUUUGAAAAUGACGUGUUUUUUGAAAAAAUCAUCGAAAAGUUACCGUAACUCAUGAAAUAAAUUUUUGCUUACAAAUUCUCUUUGGGGUUUUUCAUACCCCACUAGGUACUACAAUUUCCGCAUAUACCCAAAAAUUUUCCCGGGGGAACUUUGAAACACUUUCCUUGUUACAAGGGACUUACAUUAGGGUGAUAACGGCUUUUGAAAUAAGGUAAGCGUCUUAGGUAACUCGACGCGUUGAUCACGAUCCCGCAAAAAUUAGCUGCUGAGCUCCAGUAUGAGCCGCGCAAAUAAGCUCCAAAGUUUGCUCAUAAAAUAGCAAUUUUCAUAUGAAAUAAGUAUGUAAGUUUUGGGUAGAAUAGAAGUACCAUAGGGUUAUUUUGGCCGAAUUAAAAGUUGCGAAUAUUUAUUUUUGUUGAAAAUUGGUGUUUGAAGUCGAUUUUGGGAUCAUCGAAAAAUUGGAACCGAAAAAAUUUGAGUCAAAAAUUUUCACGUGAAAAAAUGCUUUAAUUUCCAAAGAAAUGUGAAUCUUUUUAAUUCAAAAAUCUCGUAAUUUUUUGUAUCAAAAUUUGCUUCGGAGCUCAUUUGCGCGACUCAGACUGGAGCCCAGCAGCUUAUUUUUGCGGCAUCGUGAUCAGCGCGUCGAGUUACCUAAGACUGUAUUUACCUUAUUUCAAAACCCGUUAUCACCCUAAUGUAAGUCCCUUGUUAGAAUAAUAACCCCACCCUUUUCAGAAUGUAUUUGCGAGAUAGAACAUACGAAUCAAUCAUGCUUGCUUCAACAUUUUUUGUGAUGUUGAUUGGUGGAACUUGUUGUAUUGAGGGAAUUUUGAAAUCAAUUCGAGAUGAUAAACCAUUAACAACUUGUCAAAUCAGGUAAAUAUUCAUGCUGAUCCUCCAAAACAUCUCAUUUCUCAGAACUCGUUUGAUAAUUCCACUUGCUCUUGGAUUGUUUUUAUCAAUGGCUCUUUAUAAUGGUGUGAUAACAAUGCGAAUGAAUACAAAACUUGUUGAGCCAAUCCCAAAUAUGCCACUGUUUUGCAUUUUUGUUUUUGCUAGUGUUUGCUUGUCGAUUGCUAUGAUUGUCGGAAGUCUUGGACUUCGAAAAAUGACCUCGGAUAUUUCGGAACAUCAACAGACUAUGAUUAGAUGUUUCACAUCAUUCCAAACAUUUUUCAUGAUCAGUGCUGUACCAAUCUUUUUCAUUAUUUGUAAGUUCUACAUAGAUCUCAUGUUAGAUUCACUGAUGAUGAUUAUAUCACAGAUCAAAUGAUUCCGCAAUAUGGCCACAUCAAAUUCUGGUUCUCUGACAUGGAAAACUUUGUUCGCCUGAUCUUCUUGGCUGCGAUCAUGUGCUUGGAACCAUUCGCAACUCGACUUCGAGUUCGUCAAACUUUCUAUCGAACUGGUGUGACUGAGAUUUCUAACGAUACAACAGUUCAGCCAAGUGUUAUUAUAACUCAACCACAAGCUCCACCAAUGCCAAACAAAUCGGUAACAGAUUUUCUAGUGUCUGAGAAAAUGAAAAACAUUUUUAUAAAUAUCUAGGUCACUCCUCCGCCACCAGUUUACGAACAAUCUGGACCAUGUCCAUCAUAUGAACUUGCUUCGAGACAAAUGAAUGGCCCAAAUUGGACUGGUGCUACAAUUUCCGAAUUGGAUGUUCAAUUCAAGAAGGCGCCUUUGACACCUAUUGAAUCGGCAUGA
Molecule: messenger RNA, 2631 nt
Organism: Caenorhabditis angaria
Lineage: Eukaryota; Metazoa; Nematoda; Chromadorea; Rhabditida; Rhabditidae
Source: the annotation of a GenBank genome assembly